Messenger RNA from Hordeum vulgare subsp. vulgare (domesticated barley), 628 nucleotides. RefSeq names its product 60S ribosomal protein L34-like. Gene Ontology annotation, biological process: translation; ribosome biogenesis. The record is from RefSeq and is a predicted model, not a curated record. The coding region runs from base 79 to 438 and encodes 119 amino acids. Gene Ontology annotation, molecular function: structural constituent of ribosome. The transcript has 4 exons. Lineage: Eukaryota; Viridiplantae; Streptophyta; Magnoliopsida; Poales; Poaceae. Gene Ontology annotation, cellular component: ribosome; cytosolic large ribosomal subunit.
UCCCUUCGGCGCCGCCUCGUUACAGACAGCGGGAGCGAAAGAGCGAGCGGUGAGAGAACUCCGGGAGAGGGCGGCGAGAUGGUGCAGCGGCUGACAUACCGAAAGCGCCACAGCUACGCCACCAAGUCGAACCAGACUCGCGUCGUCAAGACCCCAGGUGGGAGGCUUGUGUACCAGUACACCAAAAAGCGGGCGAGUGGGCCAAAAUGCCCGGUUACCGGGAAGAAGAUCCAAGGAAUUCCACACCUGAGGCCUACUGAGUACAAGAGGUCCAGAUUGUCAAGGAACCGGAGGACUGUAAACCGUCCUUACGGUGGUGUUCUGUCUGGUCCUGCAGUCAGGGAGAGGAUCAUCAGGGCGUUUUUGGUUGAGGAGCAGAAGAUUGUGAAGAAGGUGCUGAAGAUCCAGAAGACCAAGGAAAAGACCACCAAGAGCUAAACAAUUGUGUGAGAUAGGCGUCGUGGCGAUGUUUUGUUUUUCUUCGAAUUUGUUUUAAGCAAUCAAGAAUUUUUCUUGUCGGAUUUGCAAAAUCCUGAUUCUAGCAUGUGAGGUUGGUGUUGUUCUCUAGAUUUUGCGAGAUGGUUCUCUAUGGAUGCUUAGCCUUUGAUGCAAGAGCUUUUGAACUCCA